AUGAGACAUUCUAUACUCAUCUCAGCCAUCUUCCUACCAUUCACGUACAGCAAGACGUCAAGCCAGCUUUGUUCUGGUACUGCUGUACUGUCCGAGGAUGGCAAUUGGUAUUGCUCCGAAGUAGAGGCCAUCACCUACCACAACAUCAGCCAACCCGGUGCCUACAAUCGUACGACCUCCAUCGAUCCGCGCACAGGGCUUUGCAGUCAUGCCCGUCAAGACUAUUCUAGCACAGGGCCACAUACUCCACUUUUUGGAGAAGUAUCUAUGCAUCUGCGUGGACCCAUGAACGUCUCGCAAUUGGCAGUAUAUCAACUACCCAGUGAGAUGCACUCGUUGGACAGGAGAAGCACCAUACCUUUCUAUAACCGUCGGCGAACUCUAAAACAGCGAGAUGCUUCACAACACAGUGCAAGCACGAUCAAGCAACCGACCCAGACAACAAAAGCUCGUUGGUUCCCAGCGUUCAGACAAAGAUGUGAGACAACAAGCUGCAGCCAGCUGACCGUUACCUCGACUGUCACUAUAACAGAUUGCACAACACCCACUACAAUGGAACCCACGGAUGACAUUACGUAUAUCGGUCCUCCAUUACCCUGUCUGCAUACCUCGGCACCGUUACCCUCUAAUUCCAUCCUUUCUGCACCAAAGUCAGAUUGUGGCUGCAACAGCACUCCUUCGGUCACAAGAUCAGAUAGAUGGCAGCCUACACUUCUCCCUGCCUUGAUGCCAGCACCAGUGGCGCAGGCAGAUGAGGUGGCCAGAAGAGAUGAAUUUCCUAGAGCUGAAAGUCCUCCCGAUUGGAGCCGGGUCGCAUACUAUAAUUCAGCUGCAGCGGCUCAAGCAACAGGACUGUCGUUCCUUGCCAACUUAGGUGACCCGGAGCAGUCCGGCACAUUUGACUAUGCUUUCGGAAACUCACUGGGCUACGUGAUGCCAAACGGCGGCCAGGUCGCCUCUGAAAGUCUUCCAUUUGAUGGCACGUUGGACACCUCUGAACGCGAGAUAGUCGUCAUGUCAGACAAAGGAUGCGAUCAGGACUGUCCCUACUGGAGGCCAGACGCCACAUCUCACUACGGUUGGUCAGGUUCAUCCAAAGCCUUUUUGAUCGAAUUUCAAAUGGACCACUACCCAAAUCAGGGCACUGACCAAGGACUCAUCUCGGACGCACCAGCAUACUGGUUCCUCAACGCCGCCAUCCCACGUAUCCUGCAAUACGGUAAUGACCGCAACAACGUGCCUUGUUCAUGUUGGUCGACCGGCUGCGGCGAGUUCGACGCCUUUGAGGUCCUCGGGAACGGCGAAGAACGAGCCAAGUCUACAUUACAUCGCCAGGGGAAUCUUGAAGGAGGUGACUCGAACUACUUCAAGAGACCUGUGGGGGCAACGAUGAAGUUCGCAGUGGUCUGGCAUUAUCCUCAUAUCACAGCGAUGGUAUUGGACGACAGUUUUGAUUUUGGGGAAAGACUAUCGGAUGCACUGGUGCAAAGGUUGGUGCAGUAUGAUCCGAACAGCUGGGUGCAUUCGUUGUUCCCUAUUGGAGACUGA
This is a messenger RNA of Plenodomus lingam JN3, 1548 nucleotides long. RefSeq lists its product as uncharacterized. Gene Ontology annotation, cellular component: fungal-type cell wall. The record is from RefSeq and is a predicted model, not a curated record. Lineage: Eukaryota; Fungi; Ascomycota; Dothideomycetes; Pleosporales; Leptosphaeriaceae.